Molecule: messenger RNA, 566 nt
Organism: Nothoprocta perdicaria
Lineage: Eukaryota; Metazoa; Chordata; Aves; Tinamiformes; Tinamidae
Gene: NEUROG1
Product: neurogenin 1
Exons: 2
Coding region: 48-566 (172 amino acids)
Molecular function (GO): protein dimerization activity
Source: RefSeq, a predicted model, not a curated record
UACCGAUUUUUGUUUUUAACUCUCUGCAUCCCCACGACUGACCUGCCAUGAUGCCCGCGGAGGCGGCGAGCAGCGCGGCGGAGGCGGCGGGCGCUCCGCGGGAGCAGCAGCAGCAGCGGCGGCGGCGGCGGGGCCGUGCGCGGGCGCGCACCGAGGCGCUGCUGCACACGCUCAAGCGCAGCCGCCGCGUGAAGGCCAACGACCGCGAGCGCAACCGCAUGCACCACCUGAACGCGGCGCUGGACGCGCUGCGCCGCGUGCUGCCCACGCCGCCCGAGGACGCGCGGCUCACCAAGAUCGAGACGCUCCGCUUCGCCUACAACUACAUCUGGGCGCUCGCGGAGACGCUGCGCCUGGCCGAGCAGCGCCGCGCGCCCGCGCUGCGCCCCGCGCCGCCCAGCCCGCACAGCGACUCGGGGCUCUCGAGCGCCUCGCCCUGCGCGCCCUCCUCGCUCGGCGCGGGCGCCUCGGCGCCCAGCAGCCCCGCCACGUCCGAGGACUGCGCGUACGCGCCCGCCGAGGCUCUGCGCGCCUUCUGCGGGCUGCCCGGCGCGCCCCUGCGCUAG